AUGGCUUCGGUGAUGAUCGGCCUGUGGCAACUAGCUAUUUCGAUGAUUAUCUUCUCUCAUAUCUCAGCAGCCUAUCCUUCUUUGGAGAGACAUCAGAGGCAAGCUGAAGCCAGGGUAGCAGAUUACCUGGGCACACUGAGAGAGCUUGAAAGGACACACAACUUACUUCAAAGCAUAAUGAAUUCCAAGCGCAGAGACCCAAAUACAUUCAGAGCGAGGGAUGUGUCUGGCUUUGCUGAUAACCUCAUUGGUGACUGGAAGAAUUCAGAAGAGACUUGUUUGCAGAUUGUGCAAAAACUUAAUGCAAGACCGUCUUGGACCUGCGUGCUCCUCCUGAUGGUGACGGUAAUUCAUGUUCAGGCACAGACGACAGAUUGUCAUGUCAAUAACAACAGUCCUCAGAUAGAGGAGAACAACCUUCCUGGGCAGGUGGUUACCACCAUUGAGAAAGGCCCCGGUGUCACAGUCACCAUUGAUCCUACAUCAGAGUACCCUGGUUUUUUUGAGAUUAAUGGUACACAGCUAAUCCUGAAACAUUCUUUGGAUUAUGAGACUACAUCCGCAAUAUAUGUAAGGCUGAACUGCUGGAGCAGUGGUGUGGAAAUAAAUACUGUGGACAUAACUGUGUUUGUUAUAAACGUGAAUGACAACUCUCCUGUGUUCAAAGAAGCUAAUAUCACCGUCAGUAUUAGUGAGGAUACCAAAGUGAACACAACUGUUGUGCCCCAGGGGAAUGUAACUGCUACUGAUGCUGACUUAGACACAGUAUUUUACAGCCUUACAGGAAGUCCACUGGAAGCAACAGACUAUUUUAAUAUACAAGGAGUUAAUAACCCAGCAAUAUACUUGCACAAGGCGCUGGACUAUGAAAAAAUAAACUUAAUGCAGUUGACUUUAUAUGCCAUGGACGGGACUGCCGGUGCAGUAGGUGUUCACACAGCCACGGCAACGAUAACCAUACAUGUCCUACAGGCUGACCUCAGACCUCCCUGGUUUCAGCCGUGCAUUUUCAUUGCAGACAGCAAAGUGUGUGUUAAUCGUGGCUACACUGGCAAGGUCAACAUCUCAGAGAUGGUGGUACAGCCCUUGAUUCUGAAUCCAGGACCUCUCUAUGCUGUAGAUGGGGACGUAAGUUUGAAUGAAAAAGUAGAAUAUCGCAUAGUUGAUGGAAACGACAAUGACACAUUCUCUGUAAACAGAGACACUGGGAACAUAACAAUGAACAAGCCUGCAAAUACUCUAAGAACGUUUAUGUUGUACAUCAUGGCUUCCCAAGCCAAUAAUCCAUUCAGAUUUUCCCAAACUACAGUGGAAAUCAACGUUGUGCGUAGAAAUGAUCACGAGCCCUACUUCGAGAAGACCACAUACUUAGGAACGGUGUCUGUGGAGCUACCUCCUUUCAGCCUGGUCAUGGAUGCUGGAAUACCUUCAAGGCCCCUGCGGAUCUUUGCUGCUGACGAAGACUUUCCUGAUAACGUCAAUCCUGAUAUCACAUACCAAAUCCAAAACAGCACAAAUUUCACUGUUGUUCAAGAUGGAUUCCUCCUGACUACCGAGGUUCUGAACUCAGCCUCCACCGUAACACUUUUGGCUGUUGCCAUUGAUAAGACAACUCUGGAAGAGGCAAAAACACGGAUCAUUAUAGAUGUCACACCUUUGGCAAGUACAACCACUGUUCCCACCACAACUACCACCACCACAUCUGCCCCAAACAGCCAAGAGACAAGGACCACUAUUUCAAAUCCCUCAGGUCCAUCAUUAACAACGGGUAUAAAUAACACUCUAUCUACAUUUCCUUCUGGAUCCUCAACAAUACUUCCUGCAAGUACAACAAGUAAUGCUGGUCUCACAGGAAGUACUGGGUCAAAUACAGCAUCUGGACCCAUCAUUCCUCCUUUCGCAACUACAAUAAAUUCUCCCAUCAUUACAGCGAACACUUCACAGUCUCAGACCACCAAAUCUCCCACGACAGGGAUCAGCCAAGCAAGCAGAACUAGUAAUGUUGGUCUCACAGCAUCUGGAUCCAUCACCCCACCUUUGGUAACUACCGUGAUGUCUCCGAUCAUUACAGUGAACACUUCACAGUCUCCGACCACUAGUUCUCCUGUAACAAGAACAAGCCAAGCAACAAUUCAUCCUCUUCCGACAACUACUCGAACCACAACUGCUUCUCAGGCUGGAUCUACAAAGUCUCCCACAGCUGCAACAGAUGUGGUUUCACUGUCAACUGCUAGAAUAACUUCACAGUCUGAAAACACCACGUCUUCAACAACAACCACCACCACCACCAGCAGGACUACUCAAUCCACUGCUCAUUCUUCAUCAGCAGUAAAAACUCCCCAGUCCACAAGUCUGACAUCUACAUCUACCACAACACAUGUCACCGCAGCAACCACUGCCUCAGCAACAUCAGGCUCUGAGUCCUCUCCAGAAAAAACAGAUGAAAAUUGUGAAAAAACGAACAUUAUUCUUGGUGCCACUUUGGGGAGUUUAUUAGCAAUUUCAUUGGUCCUGCUCGGACUGACCUGCCUGUAUUACAAAAGAUUAAUGAACCAGAGAGGUGGAGCAGAUGGCGACCAACUCUCAUCGGGCUCCACCAAUCACUCCUUCCAAGAUGACGAUAUGCCUGAUUCAGGUGAAAAUGAUGAUACAUCAUUAGCAAGAGAUGAGUCUGAGAGCGAUGAUCCAAGGGUGCCGUUGGGUACCCCACCUCCCUCGAAGAAGGCUAUGGAAAGCAGCCAGGCACCAUCAACUUCUUCAAGGAUAGAGGAAGGUGACGAAGGGGAGGGCAGCAAUGACAGUGAAAAGGAAGUCAAAUCCAUUCUCACUAAAGACAGGAGGGUGGAGGAUGACGGAUAUAAGGCGGUGUGGUUUAAAGAAGACACUGACCUGGAUGCUAAGGAUGACGUUGUGAUGAUUGAAGCUGAUAGUGAUAUAGAUCAGAAUGACGAUGGUGGUGACGAUAGAGAUGAUGAAUAUGAGGGUGAUGACAGAGACUACGGCAGAGGUAGCAGCGAUAUAGCCUUCGUUCCAGAAGUCCUCUCAGGAGAUGUUCCUGAUGACCAUUUUUUUUAA
Molecule: messenger RNA, 3075 nt
Organism: Euleptes europaea (tarantolino)
Lineage: Eukaryota; Metazoa; Chordata; Lepidosauria; Squamata; Sphaerodactylidae
Gene: CDHR5
Product: cadherin related family member 5
Exons: 18
Coding region: 1-3075 (1024 amino acids)
Biological process (GO): homophilic cell-cell adhesion
Cellular component (GO): membrane; catenin complex
Molecular function (GO): cadherin binding; calcium ion binding
Source: RefSeq, a predicted model, not a curated record